Molecule: messenger RNA, 600 nt
Organism: Penicillium atrosanguineum
Lineage: Eukaryota; Fungi; Ascomycota; Eurotiomycetes; Eurotiales; Aspergillaceae
Product: SDR family NAD(P)-dependent oxidoreductase
Exons: 3
Coding region: 1-600 (199 amino acids)
Molecular function (GO): oxidoreductase activity, acting on the CH-OH group of donors, NAD or NADP as acceptor
Source: RefSeq, a predicted model, not a curated record
AUGAAGCGGCUCGCGCUUCUUGGCCUAGAAGCAAAGGGACUCGAGUCUACCAGGAGUCAAUUAGAACUGGACUAUCCCAACGUGGAGACAAUACUCGAGCCAGCCGACGUUUCCGAUGAAUCCUCUAUCCAGAACGCAAUCAAUCGAGUGGCAACAGACUUUGAAAGAAUUGAUUAUGGUGUGAACUGUGCUGGGAUCGAAGGAGCCCGUUUCUUGACCCAUAAAAUGCCUCUGGAAAACUGGCAGAAGGCCAUUGAUAUCAACCAGAUGGGAGUCUUAUUCUGCAGAUGCUCAAGCAAGAAUAUGCUGGUUCAAACCUCUGGCAUUGCGAGUAGUGUUCGGGGUCCACGUGAAGGACGCCGUGUCAUUGUCAAUGUAUCGUCAAUGUUCGGAAAGGUAUCACCUGCCAUAGGACAUCGCCUCGCAUUUUAUAUCUCCUCAAAGCACGAUGCCAUGGGGUACGGUCCCAAGGGUAUUAGAAUCAAUGCUAUCUGUCCAAGGUCUGUGACCAACCACCUUCUCGCCGCAUAUGAAAUUGUGCUAAGUUUAACCCACUGGUGGAUUGAUUCGUGGACACUCCUAUUCUUGAAGAUGCCCUGA